Molecule: messenger RNA, 2479 nt
Organism: Fomitiporia mediterranea MF3/22
Lineage: Eukaryota; Fungi; Basidiomycota; Agaricomycetes; Hymenochaetales; Hymenochaetaceae
Exons: 13
Coding region: 1-2322 (773 amino acids)
Source: RefSeq, a predicted model, not a curated record
AUGGAUCAGUCAGUAUCACUGGCUUUGCUCAGGAAGUUGCUAGAUGUUUGUAAACGAUGGGCUAAUCGUGCAUUUCCACUUCUGCUAAAACUGUUCUCUGUUAUUGGACGAUACCUUGGACUGCGACAAUUUGGUAGUGAAGUAAAUUGCACGAAGAAGAACGAUGUCGGUCUCACUGGAAUCGGUGAUGGCCAAACAUCUGAACAUAACAAUGGCGGAAGCGCUAAAGGUGUUUCGUUUUCGACACCUAACGAUCGUGCCGUAAUCGUUGCGUGCUCGUCUGUUCCUUCGAUGCCUGUUAUACCACCUCCGGCGCGUACACAUAACCAUUUCAGAUCGAUCGAUACAUCCGCCUCGUUUCCUAGGCCUAGGUCACCAACGCUCUGCAACGCACCUGGAAUUUUGUCUGAAAACGACGAAGAGGCUUAUUGCUUAUCGCCGUUGGAAGCGAUAGAAGAAAAGUCCUUUAGGGAAGGUUCUAUCGCGGAUGGCCGUUUAUUUGCAGAACCUGGUGGAUAUACUGCUUCACCGACCGAAUCACAGUCGAAGCCCCUAAAGACUAUUGCGCCAUCAUUGAGAUCACGGUACGAUCGGAACAUUGCUAUAAAUAGUAAAGAAGGACCUUGGGUAUUCGGGCCUCUGGCAACAUUUAACGUGUAUAAGAACCGCGACGUUUCUCGAUGGAAGCAUUACGUCCAUCCAGAGGGGCCACCGUACUACCUGUUGGGAAAGUGUGGUGGACGCAUCUUUUCCCAUUUGACAGAAGCAGACCUACAGAACAGUGCCGUUCUAGAAGAGGUUGAGGCCUUUGUGUGUGCAGUCGAAAGGCAUGCCACGAAUUUCAAUUGGGGUCGAGAUAUCCCAGAAAAUAUUGAAGUUGUUCUCGAGAUUGAAAACGAUGCAUGGAGCUAUUACAUGGUUGACUUGGAACAACGUUGUGUCUUCUGGCUUCACGAUUACGAUAUGACCGAUGCAUUGGGAGAAAGUUUUGGCGUAGAAUCAUUAGAUCAUUUUCGUAAGUCCGUGUUUCCGUCCUCGAAGGAUAAAUUACAUAACCACCGCCUGCGGUCAGGUCACCAGCUCGAUUUUGAGUUUUGGCAACAUAUCGAAUACUUCCCGAACCACCGCAAACUUUAUCCCGAUAUUUUCAAUGAAGUGAUGGGAAUUCUCAAUUACUGGAGAAUUGAUGUCAAGUCUUCUGCCGAUUCUGCUGCACCAUACGACGCCGACGACCUUAACACACUCGUAGUAUCAGUCAAGCAUCUACGCACUGUCUACGACUCUGGUGACUGCGCUUAUGCGAUUGCAAGUGUUGCGCGCAUAAUGGGUCUUACUUGUAAUGAACGUCAACUGAACUUUUAUGGUUUCAAUGGCGCUCGCAUUUCAGUAUGGCAAAGUGUACGAGGGAGUAAUCCGAAGAAGCGCUCGAUACUUAUCAAUUCUCUGUCUCCUUUGCUAUUCUAUGCACCGGACACCCAUCUGUCGGGUCUGGAAAAAUUAUGGGUUGAUGGAGUGAUAAGGGAUCGCAGGUGGAAGAAGUACCAGUACAAGCUUGAGAGAGACUGGGAAUCAUUCGUACUUACGUCGACUGUGCUGCUAAACGCAAACGUUGCACUUCUCAGCUCGCCCAUUAUUUAUUCGAAUGGAGACACGGGAUUAUGGGCAUCACCCGCUGCCGUUGCAAGCCAAGUAUCUAUAGUUGCCAGUAUUGCAAGCAUUGUCAUUGGCCUCCUCCUCGUGCGGCAAAUUCGAAUAAGCAGUAAAGACAUUGAAAUUACAGCAUCAGAUACCAUAAGAUAUCUCAGUAAUAGAAAACAUGAACAACUCGGACUCGAGACAAUAGCAAUCCAAUAUAGUCUGCCUUACGCUCUGCUUAUGUGGGGCGUGAUAACUUUCCUGACUUCGAUUGCCAUCGCUUGCUUUUUCAGAGUCAAUGGUACGCCAGACAUAGUCGAGCAAAUGAUUUAUGCUGUAUCGUGGUUCUUUGCUAUUCCCCUCAUCCUCUGGACUGUGCUUACUGGCUGGGAAACAAACAAUCAAGCGCACUGGACUGAGUUACUCUCAGCUAGUUGGUGGAAAUCGGCCAUCUACAAGCACUGGAAGGGCAACUUGUCCUGGCCACGACGCACGGCACAGAAAUCGGAAGACAUUGAGGCCGACCAGGAAACAACGACAGAAGAAGAGACUGCGGCUGAUUGCGGCCCGGAGCAAGCGGAGGGCCUUGGGGGACCGAAAGUUCCUGGUCAUCGAAAUUGGCGUAUACGAGUGAAGAACUUUGGACCAGUUCGACGAUUGACGUUCAACAGCUUUAUGCGAUCAUAAAUGAGUAUCACGAUCUCCCUGGCCGAUGCAUGUAUGCUGAACCAAUGGAUAGUCUUGAAAUUAUUACUUGUUUGGAUAUCGGACAUCGAACAUCGUUGCCCGAACAUAUACACAAGCAGUCAUGCUGCUUUGGAUCUUGGUUUUCAUCACCUCUGCC